Messenger RNA from Rubroshorea leprosula, 1143 nucleotides. The record is from the annotation of a GenBank genome assembly. Lineage: Eukaryota; Viridiplantae; Streptophyta; Magnoliopsida; Malvales; Dipterocarpaceae.
AGGGUAGUGAUUUGAAAGCUGAGGCCUCUACUCAUCUAGUUCUUUCGUUACGCCGAAAAGAGAAAGAAGCUUGGAAUAGGAAGAAGAGAGGGUCAAUCUUCUAUUAUUGACGAGACUGCUAAAAAAGAGGCUCGCCAGAACGAGUCCUCUCUUGCGGGAUUGGAUUGAUUCCGCUAUCACUACUCACUUAGUUUCACGGAGUCUCGAUGUUUUCUCUUUCCCCAUCUCAAGGACUGGAAAGAAUCAACGGAUCACAGAGGGUCUCUUCCCAUGACCCCUGCGGAGAAAGCCUUUCUUUGAGCUAUGCGCAGGGUCAAUCCGCUUUUCAAGUCUCAGACUGGUGUUGUUGGGUUGUGACAGUCUCAAUGCCCUUAUGACAGGGCAGUAGGACCGAGAUCUCAUAGGGGCGGCAUUUUACUGCGGCUCCCUAUGAAGGCACCAGUCGAAUAGCAACCACUUCGGGAACAGGAUUUCUCCCCAAAGCGGGCUUUUAUUCGUCCGCCAGAACGAACCGACCAAAGCGGUGGGGGCACGGUUAGCCCAACUCACCCAGCGCUUGAAGCAAGGUUCAGCACUUUUUUCAGGGGAUUAAGUGAUUUCCAAAUCAAGAUAGUAGGAAGUCCAACCCAGGUAAGUUGCUCUACCUAAUGGUAGAGUUUGGUUGGAAGAACUAGUUUAUCUAUCACGUAGGGGAUUGGCUACAUCCCGCCACAACUGCCGAAAUGCCCUUGCUUGGGUCAGCUCUUCGGGGGUCAAGUCUUUUGACAAGUUUUUCUGAGGCCACCUUUCUUAGUAAAGGCUUUUCUUUGUGGUUUGUGAUGGGUCUAGCCUCUCCAAACGUUCUCAAAUCGGCCUCUUUGUUGUUGUUGCGGGCGUACGGUACUACGGCCUUUAUUAUUCCACUUUCUAAAAAUGUAGAGCAGCGAAUCGAGAGUCUCUCGCUAUGUCCCCAUUCCUUGAUUCUGGCCGAUCUUCUUUAAUCCAAAGCCAGUGCAAGCGGAUCACCUCUCAGAAAGAGAGGGACAUGAGCGCGCAAAGCCCUAGCUAAUGAACGAAAGAGCGCGCGUUACCUUGCUCUUGAGUUGAGCUGCAAGCUUAGAACUAGGAAAGGCGCAAAGGCUCUAAUCAAAUAGGCACUCUAAA